Messenger RNA from Gavia stellata (red-throated loon), 1062 nucleotides. It is a transcript of the gene WNT7B, whose product is annotated as Wnt family member 7B. The record is from RefSeq and is a predicted model, not a curated record. The transcript has 4 exons. Gene Ontology annotation, cellular component: extracellular region. Lineage: Eukaryota; Metazoa; Chordata; Aves; Gaviiformes; Gaviidae. Gene Ontology annotation, biological process: positive regulation of JNK cascade; canonical Wnt signaling pathway; multicellular organism development. Gene Ontology annotation, molecular function: frizzled binding; cytokine activity. The coding region runs from base 1 to 1062 and encodes 353 amino acids.
AUGAUCCUUUUUUCAUCUCGCAGUGUGUUACUCUCAGUGUAUUACCCUCAGAUUUUCCUCAUCCUUACCAGUGGGAGUUACCUAGCUUUGUCGUCCGUGGUGGCUUUAGGAGCUAAUAUCAUCUGCAACAAAAUCCCAGGCCUGGCCCCUCGGCAGCGAGCGAUCUGCCAGAGCCGCCCUGAUGCCAUCAUUGUGAUUGGGGAAGGGGCACAAAUGGGAAUCAAUGAGUGCCAGUACCAGUUUCGGUAUGGGAGGUGGAACUGCUCCGCUCUGGGAGAGAAAACAGUCUUUGGACAAGAGCUUCGAGUAGGAAGCAGGGAAGCUGCGUUCACCUAUGCCAUUACUGCUGCCGGGGUUGCACACGCUGUCACGGCCGCCUGCAGCCAGGGCAACCUCAGCAAUUGUGGCUGUGACCGAGAGAAACAGGGCUACUACAACCAGGAGGAGGGCUGGAAGUGGGGAGGCUGCUCUGCGGAUAUCAGAUACGGCAUUGAGUUCUCCCGGAGGUUUGUUGAUGCCCGAGAAAUCAAAAAGAAUGCACGGAGGCUGAUGAACUUGCACAACAAUGAGGCUGGAAGAAAGGUUCUCGAAGAGAGAAUGAAAUUGGAGUGCAAGUGCCAUGGAGUUUCAGGUUCCUGUACAACUAAGACCUGUUGGACCACGCUUCCUAAAUUCAGAGAGAUUGGAUAUAUUUUGAAAGAGAAAUACAAUGCUGCAGUACAGGUGGAGGUGGUACGAGCCAGUAGACUAAGACAGCCAACCUUCCUGAAGAUCAAGCAGAUUAAGAGUUACCAGAAACCCAUGGAAACGGAUUUAGUGUAUAUCGAAAAGUCACCCAACUACUGUGAGGAAGAUGCUUCCACAGGGAGCGUCGGUACCCAGGGACGACUCUGCAACCGUACCUCUCCCAACGCGGAUGGGUGCGACAUGAUGUGCUGUGGAAGAGGGUACAACACACACCAGUACACCAAGGUGUGGCAAUGUAAUUGCAAAUUCCACUGGUGCUGCUUUGUGAAGUGCAACACGUGUAGCGAGCGGACAGAGGUGUUCACCUGCAAAUAA